AGUCGGAUAGUUGGAGGUACAGAUGCGUCGGCUACGGCAUGGCCCUGGCAGAUCAGUCUACAACAUUCAGGAUCACAUAGAUGUGGGGGCUCUCUAAUCUCACCAGAGUGGGUUCUGACCGCAGCGCAUUGCUUUACACGUCCUCUCCAGCCAUCGAAUUAUAAUGUGCAUUUGGGCAUGUACAGGCUGGGUGAGAUUAGCUCUCAAACAGUUGUUGUCAAUGUAAAGACUAUCAUCACCAAUCCUAAUUAUAAAGGCACUGGAGAUAUCGGGGACAUUGCCCUGGUGCAGCUGGACACACCUGUCAACUAUACUCAGUACAUCAUGCCAAUCUGUCUGCCAUCUUCCACCACCACCUUCCCCUGUGGUAUGGAGUGCUGGGUGACCGGCUGGGGUACAACAUGGAGUCCACCUUUCAAUGGGGCCCUCCAGGAGGUCAUGACUCCUCUCAUAGACCUCAAUACAUGUCAGACAAUGUAUUCCAAUACGGGAAGCACUGAAAAAAUCAAGUAUGAUCAGAUUUGUUCUGGCUACAAGGAUGGGCAGAAGGACUCCUGUAAGGGUGACGGAGGAGGACCUCUUGUGUGUAAGGUCCAUGGCAUUUGGUAUCAGGUUGGAAUUGUGAGUUUUGGAGUAGGCUGUGCAAACCCCAACUUCCCUGGGGUGAACACACUGGUGACGGCCUACCAAACCUGGAUCAGCAGCUACCUGCAAGUUACAUUCAAUGAUGUGCCAGAUAUCCCUAUACCAACGAGAACCUGUGGAGGAAACCUCAUCGACACAGGGUACACCGAUUCCACAACACAUAGAGCAAGUAUUGCCUACACAGAGACCAAUGUUCCUGUACAAACAAAUGAAGAAAGCACUGCCUAUACGAAGACUAAUAUUGCCGUACCAACAAAUGAAGAAAGCACCUCCUACGCAAAGACCAAUGUUGCCAUUCCAACAAAUGAAGAAUGCACCUCCUGCACGAUAACCAAUGUUCCUCUACCAACAAAUGAACAAAGCACUGUCUAUACGAAGACCGAUGUUCCUGGACCAACAACUGAAGGAAGCACUGCCUAUACGGAGACCAAUGUUCCUGGACCAACAAAUGAAGGAAGCACUGCCUAUACGGAGACCAAUGGUCCUGGACCAACAAAUGAAGGAAGCACUGCCUAUACGGAGACCAAUGUUCCUGGAUCAACAAAUGAAGGAAGCACUGCCUAUACGAAGACCAAUGUUCCUGAACCAACAAAUGAAGGAAGCACUGUCUAUACAAACACUGAUGUUCCUGUACCAACAAAUAUAGGAAGUACUGCCUAUACGAAGACCAAUGUUCCGGUACCAAAAACAACAUCUAAAGGAAUCUCCAUCACAUCCAGCCUUUCACACCAUCGCUGGAUGAUCUUGGUCCCAACUACUCUUCUGCUCACAUUAAUAUAA
Staurois parvus is the source of this 1425-nucleotide messenger RNA. Lineage: Eukaryota; Metazoa; Chordata; Amphibia; Anura; Ranidae. The record is from the annotation of a GenBank genome assembly.